AGAAGAUAAGUGAUAUCCAGCCCAAAAUGGAAGUGUGUCCUUACUGUAAGAAGCCAUUUAAAAGAUUAAAGUCCCACUUGCCACACUGUAAAAUGAUAAAAUUGGCCAUACCUGCUGAUCAGAAAGUUGAUCAGUCCAGGCCAGCUACAGGGCUGUGUGCUAAAAAAGUGGAAAGGCCUACCAAAGACUUAACUAAAGCUAAGAGAAAAGAGCUAGAAACAGAGGAUGAGAAAAGAAAUACCAAAUCAAUAAACAACAAACUGGAAAGGACAGUAACAUCCUCUCCACUACAAGACACUGACUUGAAGAGAGCAAGUACUCCAAAGGCCGAUGUAGACAAGGCUCAAAGUCACCUAGCUUUCAGAGUGUUAAAAUACACCAAACCAAAGAUUGCCUUCCGAAGAAAAACUAAGGCUGAGUCUUAUCCCUCGAUUAACCCCUCUCCUAAACUUGCCAAAGAUUUGCCUAAAUCAAAGGAGAUCCAGUUGAUUCCUUCAGAAACAAAAGCAUCAUUACCCAGUGGUUCAACAGAACCAUCUUUGUCGAAUCAAGGUAGAAAAUGUUCUUCGGUCAUACCAAGUGAUGUACAAGCCAAUCCUGUGCAUGUGAAGUCAGACACAAGUGAGCCUCAAAAACAAGGCCUUCUAAUAAAAUUAUUAGCUAUGCCUACUAGUGAUUGUCAUUCUCCGAAGAAUCUCAGUAAUGAAAUCUUAACGUUGAGAGCAUCAGUGUUGAACAAGAACGAUUCCAGAGAACGAAGCUACAUGCCAGCACUCUCUGCUGACAUUGGAAACCCUGAGGCUCAGGGAAAGAACUCAGAAUCACUUGUUUUUGGCCUUCACCCCAACCCGUCAGGUCCAAUCGCAGUUGAAAACCAAGUUGCAGGACUUGGCUGUGGAGUGGAGGUGUGUCGGAGGCCGGGAAAUGCUGAGGACAGCAUGCGUGGGACAGAUGUGCGGGAACGGGCUUCCGUGAGCCAUGGCUGUAAGAACUUCACUGGCAGCUCAGCCACCAAGGAGAAACAGCAAGACAGAGAUUCGCUUUUAAACCUGUUAUCUUCGCGAGAGGCAACUUACAAUGAAUUUCUUUGUGUGUUGCCAACAGAUCAUCAGAGUCGUGCCUCUCUUUCCAUGAAAGGUCUUCAGGGAGAGAAAGCGCAAGCCUCUGGUCAUAAUCGGGUCCCCAAUUUCAAACUCCUAGCCCUGGAGCCCCACCCUGCCUCUCUCCCUGGGUGCCAGCAAUCUUCGCACUCCACCCAGCAUCGUAUUUCUAAAAGCUUCCUCAUCAGUGAUGUGGCUGUUGACAGAAAGCCCGUGCCUAGCUCCAUGGGGCUGGAGUGGUUUCCAGAGCUCUAUUCUGGCUAUGCUGGACUAGGGGUAUUGCCAAGGAAGCCUCAAUAUUGGAGCUCAGUGGCCCAGAGACCUCAGCUCGCCAGUCCCCUGGGGGGACAUCUCUCACAAGUUCUUUUGUUGGAAAGAAGCUCGGCUGGUGUAAGGAGUUUGGAACCCCCGACUGGGCUUACAACCUCCACCUUCCCUGUAACGAGGCUCUUGGGCGCUCUGCACAAAGGUUGGAUCAGGUGUAACACCACCAUAAAGAAGGGUGGAAUUGGUGGCAUCACAAUGCUCUUCACAGGGUACUUCCUGCUCUGCUGUAGCUGGAGUUUCAGGCAUCUGAAGAGCCUAGGAAGCCCAGCCUGGCCUCCAACCCUUGAUCCUCCUGCCUCAGCCUCCUGAGUGUGGGGUUGCUUGUGUCACCCCACCCAGCUGAGCAGUGAUCUGUAAAUUCAGGUGAUUUUUAAGAAUCCAUUAAAAAAAAACCCUCCCCAUUCUGGAACUCUUGGUGUGUUUCUCCUAUGGUAGAAGAAAAGUCUUGAUUUGCUUAUUUAUUGUUGCUGCUGAGGCUGGGGAAAUACUGGAGACCUCUUAUCAAGCCCUGUCAUGAUCUCUGCAUCCUGGUCACGUGAUCUGAAGUUGUUGAGGGAAGUUGAUGGCCAGUCUUUUCUAAGCAGCACCAUCAGGGAAUGUACUUCUUAGCUUGCAGUAUCGUUGGGGCAAAUGUACCCCGAGUUGAUUUGUACUGCCCAUCGCCAUCAUGUGUGAUCUGUCAAGUUAAAACCUUUGUCAGAGCUGGGCACCAGUGGCCUGUAAUCCUAGCUACUUAGGAGCCUGAGAUCGAGGAUCACAGUUCAAAGCCAGACAGGACAGGAA
This is a messenger RNA of Perognathus longimembris pacificus (Pacific pocket mouse), 2210 nucleotides long. It is a transcript of the gene Mtnap1, whose product is annotated as chromosome 17 C17orf80 homolog. Lineage: Eukaryota; Metazoa; Chordata; Mammalia; Rodentia; Heteromyidae. The transcript is spliced from 4 exons. The coding region runs from base 27 to 1736 and encodes 569 amino acids. The record is from RefSeq and is a predicted model, not a curated record.